AUGUCCGCAGUAGCCCCGCCCUCCUCAGAUUGCUAUGGCGACGACUUCUCCACCCCCGAAGGAAGCGAUGCUGACAUGAUGGACGUGGAGCCUCUUCUGGAUUCAUCCCAGCAUCACUCUGGUUUCAGUUCGUCGUCGCUGGAGUUGAACUGGGAGGAAACUCAGCCGGAGGAUGGUGGCUGGAGCCAAGAUGGAGGCCUGGAGGGGCAGCUGGAGAGGAGGUGGCUGCUCUGGCACGACUUCAUGAAGGAGCUCGGCCACCUGGAAGCUUGGCUGCUAUUGGCCGAGCGGGCCAUCACCUCCCCAAACUCCGCCCACUUUACCUACUCCGCCGCCAAGGAGCAGCUGAGGAAGUUUGAGCGGCUGCGGCGUGAGUCCGGGUCUCGACUCGUCCAGUUGGACAGUUUGACCCGACGGAACCGAACGCUGACCCGGAUGUUCCACGGAGCCAUGAAGACCCGACUGCUGGCCGCAGCCGGAGAGUGUGGACGGCGGUGGGACGACGUGAACCAGGAGCUGGAGGCCGUCAGCGGCCGGCUGCAGGAGUUUGUGUCAGAGUGGGAGGAGUUUGAGGCCCAGGGGGCGGAGCUUGCUCUCUGGUUGGCCGACAUGGACGUUCGUCUGACGGAGGUCGAUCACCUGACAGGAAGCACCUGUGACAAGCUGCGACGGCUGCAGUCCUUCCAGCAGAACGUCUGCGUGAACUCGGGUCGCUUCAACGCUCUGCUGCAGCGCGGCGAGGCGCUGAUCCAACACAGCGACGGCGCCGACGCGCAGCACGUGGAGCGCCGCCUGCUGGAGCUGCUGCGGCGCUGCAGCCACGUCUACAACAACAUCGCACGGACACACACACGGCUGCUCAGCAUGAGACUGGUGUUUGAGGACGACUGGAUUCUGUCUCAGGCCACAGACUCUGGUUGUCCUUCAGAAACUCUACAAGAAGACGAGGAGGUGAUGGACAAACCCAACCUGGACCUCCACGCUGCUCCAAGCUGCCCGAAAGCGCCUCCCUGGGCUCCUCCCCACCCGUCCUCCCCGACCCAUGAGCACCUGGGGCUGGAGUGGGACCCCUCGGUGGACAUCGGACGCUCGGUCUCCCGUGACGACGCCGACUCGUCGUACUUCAGCGCCUGCACAGGUUUGUGUCACAGAGACGGCCUGAAGAGGCGGAGCUACCUCAGCUCCUCCGACUCCCGCUCUGACAUCAGCAACGACAUCAUCAACCAGGAAGCAGAGCUGGGUUUGGAGUACUGGCUCGACCAAUCCCGCUCCUUCUCGCCUGCCGCCAACGGGAAGGACCAAUGGGCGACCUCGACUCCUGACGCACAGAGCGGCGAGCCAAUCGGCUUCGACGGAGGGCGCGUGAAGGCGUGGCUCAGAGUCCAGAGCUCCGCCCCUCCGGAGGCGAGGCCGUCCUGCUCUAAAGCUGUGCAGACUGACGAGGCGAAA
Molecule: messenger RNA, 1449 nt
Organism: Stegastes partitus (bicolor damselfish)
Lineage: Eukaryota; Metazoa; Chordata; Actinopteri; Pomacentridae
Product: nesprin-2-like
Exons: 9
Cellular component (GO): nuclear envelope; meiotic nuclear membrane microtubule tethering complex
Molecular function (GO): protein binding
Source: RefSeq, a predicted model, not a curated record